GGGGAACUGGCGGCGUAUCACGUUUCUAAUGUGCAGUGCUAGGGGCACUUCGGUCACCUUGCUCGCAUCGUCAGCGGCUAGUUUGUCUCUAGCGCAGACGUGCGGCUCUCGCUGUGGCCCUGCCUGUCCAGGCGGUGCUCCUCUGCGGCUGCGGCAAUUCAUGAGCUGACAACGAGUACCCAAAUCCGUGUGAGCCCUAGAUUUCUCGGGGUGGAAUUCCGGCGGCAACACAUGGGCGCCAACGACUCAGCAAAUCGCUGCACUGCUUGAAGGCCUGCGCUGCGAAAGCACACGCUUGCUCGGGGGCCAAGGACGCGCGCCGCCGGCGAGAGACUUCGUGCUCAGGAUAGCCGCGCGCGCAGGACGCCGGGGGGCGAGUGUCAGCUCAAAUUCCCCCCCGCGGGGGCCUUGCUGCGCUCCGCGCCCUUCCCGCUGGAGGCCGGGCAGGGAUCGGGGGUCGAGGGUGGAGGUUCGAGGAUGAAGGGAAGGAUCGAGGAGCAGGAGGACAGGGGGGAUCAUCAGUGGCAUGAGAGCAGAGCAGCGAUGCUGCGCGUCUGGGCCUCGAGCCCAUGCGACACGCGCCCCGCGGGAGCUCUUCAUGGAUCCUCGGCGGCGUCCAGCAGCCCGCGCCUGACCUGGGGGCAGCUCGCGCAGGGCGAUACGCAGGGCGAGGCGGCGAGACUGGCGCGUCGUGCCGUGAUUGGCGGCGCGGUUGAGCUAUUCGAUGUGAGAAGGACGGGGCUCGACUUGCUGCACAUUGACGGACGGCGGCGGAGGCUCUGGGGUUGAGCGCGACGCUGCUUGCUCCUCGAGCGCUGCCCGCGCCGCUCGAAGCGCGCCGUGCGGGCGCUCACGCUUCAAAUACCUGACCUUGGCACGGCAUCCGGGAGCUCCACCCUUCCUGAUCCGCCCUUGCUGGUCGGAUCCUCCUACCUUCGCCUGGUCGGCCUCACGAGAGCCCUCCGGGCCGUGCCGCACCGACAAGAAUAUCAACAUCGACGACAUUGGCGGAGCUCUGCCGAGAACCUCGGCUUGGAGGAGUCCGUGACCUCGCCACAAGAGCGUAGCGUGCGCGACGUCCUCCCAUCCCGCCCCCACCUCGUACCCGAACUGGUGAGAUGGGCGCUCCUCGAGGCUCCCAUGGGGCUCGGGCUCCUCUGCG
This is a messenger RNA of Prorocentrum cordatum, 1162 nucleotides long. NCBI's taxonomy places the organism in Eukaryota, Dinophyceae, Prorocentrales, Prorocentraceae. The record is from the annotation of a GenBank genome assembly.